Molecule: messenger RNA, 1485 nt
Organism: Lichtheimia ornata
Lineage: Eukaryota; Fungi; Mucoromycota; Mucoromycetes; Mucorales; Lichtheimiaceae
Exons: 7
Coding region: 1-1485 (494 amino acids)
Biological process (GO): transmembrane transport
Cellular component (GO): membrane
Molecular function (GO): transmembrane transporter activity
Source: RefSeq, a predicted model, not a curated record
AUGUCCGAGGUCGAAGAGAAAAAAGAAACAACGGUUGAUUUUCAUGAGCAUAUCCAAUCCUCUGCAAGCGAUGAUAUAUCAUCGGCCGAGCAAGGUCGAUCUGCACCAUCGGAUGCCGAAAAAAGAGUCGUUCGCAAGAUCAACAUGACAUUCGUGCCAAUGGUUUGCCUCAUUAUCUUUACACAGUACAUGGAUAAAAGCGUGCUCAACUUUAGUGGGAUUAUGGGUAUCUACGAGACGGGGAUUUCACAUGACCAGUUUGCAUGGCUCGGCUCGAUGUUUUAUGUUGGCUUUUUGGUGAUCCAGAUCCCGAACCAAUACUUUAUUCAGCGUGUGCAAAUAUCAAAGUACCUUGGCACUAUCCUUGUGAUUUGGGGUGCAUGUCUUGCUCUCACGGCUUUGGCUCACAACUUUUCUCAAUUGGCUGGCUUACGCUUUCUGCUUGGUUUUUGGGAGGGCACCACAUACCCAGCCAUUUUUCUGCUCAUCAGUACAUUGUAUCGGCGUUCUGAGCAGGUCUUGUGGUAUGGUACGGUAUUCCAGUGUAAUGCCGCUACAGGUAUCUUUGGUGGUUUGAUUUCUUACGGCAUUGCCAACAUGGAUGGUGAGCGUGGUCUUCGAGCAUGGCGAUGGUGUAACAUUAUUUGGGGUGCUUUCACAUUUUCGCUGGGUUUCCUAUUCUUCUUUUUCCUGCCUGAUCGGCCGAAAUCACGCUGGUUUCGACUCACAGCUGAAGAAGAAAAGAUCGUAGAGGAGCGUACAUUGGAUAACGCUGUGGUCCAAAACAAAAAGAUCAAAAUGGCACAUGUAUACGAGGCGCUGCGUGAACCACGUCUAUAUUGCUACUUUUUCUUGUCACUACUCCUAAACCUGCAAAAUGGAGCACUCACACUCUUUAGCAGCCAAAUCACAACAUCCAUGGGCUUCAGCGCAUUGAAUACCGUAUUGCUUUCAAUACCACAUGCUUUUGCCACUAUCAUUCUCCUUGCAAAUGUCAUGUUUCUCAGCAAGCGAUACAAUGACAUUUGCUAUGUUGGCAUGUUGAGCACGUCUAUUGUCAUGAUUGGUGCCAUUCUACUAGCUGCUAUUCCACCUAGUCCAGGGCAACUCGCUGGCAUUUACCUUGGCACCUCCAGUCCCCCCUAUACCAUGCUCCAAACGUCCAUUUCAUCAAAUGUUAGCGGGUAUACAAAGAAGAUUUUCUACACGUCGUGUAAUCUCCUGGCAUAUUGUCUGGGUAACUUUAUUGGGCCCCUUAUGAUGGUCGAAAAAGAAGCACCAAGAUACAUUGGUGGUCUUACCGGCUAUGCUGUGGCCGACUUGAUUUGUAUCCUGCUUUUUGCUUAUCUGCGAUGGUCAAUGGGACGAGAGAACAAGCGUAGAGAGAAGCUCAAAGAAGAAGGCAAGAUACCACCACCACCCGAGAAUCGAAUUGAUUAUGAUCUCACAGACAAAGAGGAUCUAAACUUUGUUUAUCGCCUUUGA